Molecule: messenger RNA, 1164 nt
Organism: Coregonus sp. 'balchen'
Lineage: Eukaryota; Metazoa; Chordata; Actinopteri; Salmoniformes; Salmonidae
Source: the annotation of a GenBank genome assembly
AUGAAAGUGCAAAUUGAAACCUGCAACCCAUCCAAGGUCCCACAAAACGACAUGUCAGAAGACAUGUCAGACAAAAGUGACAGCCACAACAGUCUUUUUUUUUUUCUCAACCGAGACUGUCAGAAUGAACAGGGUUCAGGAUCUCAGCAGCAGAAGGUUCACCUUGUAUCAUCAUCAGACUCAAAAUGGCACAGCACUCAAUGCAGCAGCCUAGUCACUGAAGGACUCAGCAACGGAACCUCCCUGGAGAAUGUUCAUGUUCUUUCCCACGGUAGUUCUACCAAUGAUUUUGCACUAAGACAUGAAAUCUCAAAUGAUCUGUCAUUAUCUGCGGUCGACAAACCUACCACAGUUACAGUUGAAGAAGACCUUAGCUAUGAGUUACAGCAGGCCUAUAGGAUAUUUCACGGGUUUCUCCUGGAAAAGCACAAAGGCAUUACGACUCCAUUCUUGACUCCAUUCUUGCACCCAAUCGGCCUCAAGGACCACACUGACAGGGCAGAGGGUCACCUUAAGCAGUCCAUGUGUUUCAGAAGGAUGGAGGAGAAGUUUGUUAGCCGGGAGUAUGAAACCAUCACAGAGUUUGUGGCAGACUUCAGGCUGAUGCUAGAGAACUGCUACAGGCACCAUGGGGUCGACCACUGGAUUUCUAAACAGGCACAGAAAUUGGAAAUGAUGCUUGAGCAGAAGUUGACACUGCUGUCAAGGUAAGAAAGUGCAAGCCUUGCAUACAUGCAUUCAUUACAAAGCCUACAUAUUGUACAUAGGCUACAUUCAUUCACACUUAACACACAUUCAAUUAUAUAGAUUGUCUGCUGUAGUAUUAACUAAAGAGAACACUUUUUUUUUAUUACAUAACUUAACCUUUGACAUCAGUAGUGUUUGUUUGAUCCAUGACCCAUGAAACUACUGAAGCCCUAACCCUAUGAUGCUCUCUCUGUAUCAACCUUCCCAACCAGGACACUGCGAGAGAAGACCACUCUGGCGGUGACCUCCAAGGGUCGUUUGGGGACCGAGGAUGAGAGGGGGCCUGUGGGCACCUCUACCAGACGGAGGUCCGUGCCUCGCAGCCUGGCAACUAUAACAGUGGGGGGAAAUGAGUCCAUCAUGAUCCAGGCACUCAGGCUGGAGGAGCAGCAGAGAGCCAAGGAAGAGAAGAGGUAA